Dipodomys spectabilis (banner-tailed kangaroo rat) is the source of this 2776-nucleotide messenger RNA. RefSeq names its product hydroxyacyl-CoA dehydrogenase trifunctional multienzyme complex subunit alpha (gene Hadha). Gene Ontology annotation, cellular component: mitochondrial fatty acid beta-oxidation multienzyme complex; mitochondrion. The record is from RefSeq and is a predicted model, not a curated record. Bases 114 to 2402 code for a protein of 762 amino acids. Gene Ontology annotation, molecular function: NAD+ binding; enoyl-CoA hydratase activity; long-chain (3S)-3-hydroxyacyl-CoA dehydrogenase (NAD+) activity. Gene Ontology annotation, biological process: fatty acid beta-oxidation. The transcript is spliced from 20 exons. NCBI's taxonomy places the organism in Eukaryota, Metazoa, Chordata, Mammalia, Rodentia, Heteromyidae.
GGUUUUAGUCAGGCAGUGAGUUGGGCGCCUGGCCUGCCAGUCUGGGAAAAGAAAAGUCCUCUCCGCGGUCGCGGCGACUAGAAGCGCUCUCUGCUUUCGUCCUCUCCUGCAAGAUGGUUGCUUCCCGGGCCAUUGGCAGCCUCAGCCGCUUCACUGCCUUCAGGAUCCUCCGCUCCCGAGGUUGCAUUUGUCGCAACUUUACAGCGUCUUCUGCUUUGUUAGCCAGAACCCAUGUUAACUAUGGAAUCAAAGGGGAUGUGGCAGUUAUUCGAAUUAACUCACCCAAUUCAAAGGUAAAUACAUUGAACGAAGAAGUACAAUCAGAAUUCCAAGAAGUAAUGAAUGAGAUCUGGAGUAAUGACCAAAUCAGAAGUGCUGUCCUCAUGUCAUCAAAGCCAGGCUGCUUUGUUGCAGGUGCUGACAUUAACAUGUUAGCCUCUUGUAAGACCCCUCAGGAAGCAACACGGAUAUCACAGGAGGGACAGAGAAUGUUUGAGAGACUUGAAAAGUCCUCAAAACCUAUCGUGGCUGCCAUCAGUGGAUCCUGCUUAGGAGGAGGACUUGAGCUUGCCAUUGCAUGCCAGUACAGAGUAGCAAUAAAAGACAGAAAAACAGUAUUAGGUGUUCCUGAAGUCUUGUUGGGCAUCUUACCAGGAGCAGGAGGAACUCAAAGGCUCCCCAAAAUGGUGGGAGUACCUGCUGCUUUUGACAUGAUGCUGACUGGCAGAAACAUUCGUGCAGAUAGAGCAAAGAAAAUGGGACUGGUUGACCAAUUGGUAGAGCCCCUGGGACCAGGAAUAAAACCUCCAGAGGACCGGACAAUUGAAUACCUAGAAGAAAUUGCGGUUACUUUUGCCAAAGGACUAGCUGAUAAAAAGAUCUCUACAAAGAGAAACAAGGGAUUGAUAGAAAAAUUGACAUCGUAUGCCAUGAGUAUUCCAUUUGUCAGACAACAGAUUUACAAAACAGUAGAAGAAAAAGUACGGAAGCAAACCAAAGGCCUCUAUCCAGCACCUCUGAAAAUUAUUGAUGCAGUGAAGACUGGACUCGAACAAGGGAAUGAUGCUGGUUAUCUUGCUGAAUCACAGAACUUUGGAGAGCUAGCACUAACCAAGGAAUCAAAGGCCUUGGUAGGACUUUAUAAUGGCCAAGUCCUGUGUAAGAAGAAUAAGUUUGGAGUUCCACAGAAGGAUGUUAAGCAUCUAGCUGUUCUUGGUGCAGGACUGAUGGGAGCUGGCAUUGCUCAAGUCUCUGUGGAUAAGGGGAUGAAGACUCUACUUAAAGAUGCUACAGUGGCCGGGCUGGGCCGUGGGCAGCAACAGGUGUUCAAAGGAUUGAAUGACAAAGUGAAGAAGAAAGCGCUCACCUCCUUUGAAAGGGAUUCCAUCUUCAGCAACUUGAUUGGGCAGCUUGAUUACCAGGGUUUUGAAAAGGCAGACAUGGUGAUUGAAGCUGUUUUUGAAGACCUUAGUGUUAAGCACAAAGUGCUGAAGGAAGUGGAAGCGGUGGUUCCUGAGCACUGUAUCUUUGCCAGCAACACAUCUGCUCUCCCGAUCAAUCAAAUUGCUGCUGUCAGCAAAAGGCCAGAGAAGGUGAUUGGCAUGCACUACUUCUCUCCUGUGGACAAGAUGCAGCUGCUGGAAAUCAUCACAACAGACAAAACUUCCAAGGACACGACUGCUUCCGCCGUGGCCGUUGGCCUCAGGCAGGGGAAAGUCAUCAUUGUGGUUAAGGAUGGACCUGGCUUCUACACCACCAGGUGUCUCGCACCCAUGAUGUCUGAAGUUAUACGAAUCCUCCAGGAAGGAGUUGACCCUAAGAAGCUGGAUUCCCUGACCACCGGCUUCGGCUUUCCCGUGGGUGCUGCCACGCUAGCCGAUGAAGUAGGUGUGGAUGUGGCACAACACGUGGCUGAAGACUUAGGAAAAGCAUUUGGGGAGCGGUUUGGAGGUGGAAACGUAGAACUGCUGAAACAGAUGGUGGUCAAAGGCUUCCUGGGUCGCAAGUCUGGGAAGGGCUUUUACAUCUAUCAGGAGGGCUCGAAGAACAAGAGUUUGAAUUCUGACAUGGACAGUAUUUUCGCAAGUCUGAAGUUGCCUGCUAAGCCUGAAGUCUCCUCUGAUGAAGAUAUCCAGUACCGAGUGGUGACACGAUUUGUGAAUGAGGCAGUCUUGUGCCUGCAGGAAGGGAUUUUGGCCACGCCUGCAGAGGGUGACAUUGGAGCCGUCUUUGGGCUGGGCUUCCCGCCUUGUCUCGGAGGGCCCUUCCGCUUUGUGGAUCUGCAUGGUGCUCAGAAGGUGGUGGACCGGCUCCGGAAGUAUGAAGCUGUCUACGGCAAGCAGUUCACCCCAUGCCAGCUGCUCCUUGACCAUGCUAGCAGCUCUAGCAAGUUCUACCAGUGACGGCCCCCCUCCCACACACGUGCCCCAUCCACGCACUAACUGCUGCAGUGCUGCUUUUCCCACGGUGCUGUCUGCAAGUAUCAGGAAACAGAGGAAGACCAGCUCCAGCCUGGGCUUGCUCCUUGACUAAGUGCCUUCUGCUCAGGCCACCUCUCCCUCUUGGGGAAGCGUGACUGAAUUAGUGUCCAUUGCAUAUUGGAAGACGGAACCCCCUGUGCUCCUUUUAUAAACCUCAAGGCCCAAGGCAGCAGCUAAGCCCACUAGAACUGUCUUUGCUUCCUCUUUCUCCCAGGAGGCCAGCGGUGGCAGAGAUGGCAAGGGCAUUUCUGCACCCAGCCAAACAGGAUAAUAAUAAAAACCACACUAUCAGCCUG